Molecule: messenger RNA, 3659 nt
Organism: Lutzomyia longipalpis
Lineage: Eukaryota; Metazoa; Arthropoda; Insecta; Diptera; Psychodidae
Gene: Rsod
Exons: 5
Coding region: 163-3597 (1144 amino acids)
Biological process (GO): superoxide metabolic process
Molecular function (GO): metal ion binding
Source: RefSeq, a predicted model, not a curated record
UAGUCAUUUCGUGUUCACUGCCAAAGAUGGUAGCAAUUGUUGUAUAAAGUUACAGUUAAGAAAGCAAAUUCAGUGCAAAGAAAUCAAAAAGUUUAAAUAUAUAAUUUCAAGUGCAAUCUCUUGCUUUUCCACUUGAUCCAUAUUGCGGAAAAUGCACUGAGGAUGUGGAGAUUUAUUGUAAUUGCUGUGACACUCUUCAUCCAACACGUUCACGGGGUCAAUUUGGUGGCCUACAUUUCACAAUUUGGUCUCCACGGUGAGAUACAUUUCUCCCUAUCGAGUGACUACAAGAGGAUUCAGAUUGAGACACGCCUGGAGACAACACUUCAGUAUCCUGAUCAAAUAUGGAGCUGGAGUAUUCAUUUGCUACCGGUGGACUACAGUGAUCCCAAUCCCAGACGUCGCUGUGAAGCCAAGAAGCUUGGAACGCAGAUCCUCUUCUUUGACGAUGCUCUCGGGUACUUAACUCUACCCGGGAAUGAAACAUCGAAAUGGCAAACAGAAUUCACAUUAACUGGAGAUCGAGGACUUUGGGGGAAGUCACUUCUACUGAGUAAUCCCAAUACGGGUUUCCGUAUCUGUGCAACUAUCACUACGAGGGAUUCAAGCUUAGAGCACAUUGCUGAAGCGAGAUUUAUUGCACCUGUUGCUGGAUCUAUCUACUUUAGGUGGCUGGCAGCUAAAGAAACCGAUCAUGCAGAUACACUGAUCUACUCCAAUCUCUACCAUGUUCAGGAAUUAUCGAGAAAAACAGGAAAUGCUCCCUUCACACAACACGUGUGGAAAAUCUACGUUACGGACAUUCUAAAUUCAGACAAUGAACGUCUCGAGGAAAAUUGCAACAUCCUCCAAUUGGUAUUUGAUCCUGAAAACAAAGGAAAUGGCAAGGGAAUUGGGGAUAUAGAUUCAAGAUUGGGCAAACUGAAGAUCGCAACAAAUCCACAUGUUCAAGAAUUGAGAAUUCUCUUCAGAGAUGACUCUCUCGUACUCCUUCCCAGUGAUAUUACAGGACCUCAGAGACAACUCUAUCUUGUCCUCUUUGAUUCCAAUAACCCAGAAAAUUUCCUAGCUUGUGCAAAAAUUCGUCAUGUGAAGCCAAAGAAAUUAAAAGCUUUCAUCAAUGGUGGAGGCAUUAAAGGUGAAAUUACAAUUAGCCAGCGCUCUCGUUUCGAUCCCACUUGGCUCAAUUUCUCAAUGUCAGCCGCCAGCAAUGACUUGGAAUCUAAUCUUCUCUAUGCAAGAAAUGUUGCCAGCUUCAAAAUAACAACACUUCCGCCCACCCCGAUUGGUACAAAUCAAUCAACAUUCUGCGCCAGCGGUGGUUCCGUCUACAAUCCACUCAAUUUAGACCUCAGCAUCCUCCCGCCACCGGGUUUUGGUACCCAAGAGCAGUACCCCGUGGGUGAUUUGACGGGAAAACUCCAAAAUCGAAGUCGUCAAGAGGAACACACUUUCUAUAUUCCUGGAGCAAGUUCUGAGCUCAGUGGAACCUACUGGGAUGUUUUCCUACCUCUCGAAGGUCCCUACAGUAUUGGGCACAGAGGAUUGAGCGUGCAAAAGUUCAAUCGAUCCCAACCAAGCAACAUUACUGAGGACAUUUGGACAUGCAGCUUCCUUACAUUUUAUCAUCCUAUGCGGGACAAGGCUCCUCUUCCCAUGACUACUGCUCAAAUUCUCUUCAACUAUCCCAUUGUGGGUAGAGUUCUCAUGAGACAAGCCCAAGAUGAUCCAUCUGAAGAUACGGUCAUCUUAUUUGAAUACCUCAUCCAUGCUGAUGGUUCAGCACUCAACAAUUCAAUGGGUCAUAGGUGGGCCAUUCACGAACAGCCUCCGGGAAAAGAUUUUUACAAUUGGACAGGAAGAUGCUUGAGCACGGGAAAUAUCUACAAUCCGUACAAGGUGAACUUUAACGAGAAGACACCAGAGCAGACGUGUACAGGAAGACCAGGCAGUGUAUGCCGACUGGGUGACUUAUGGAAUCGUCUGGGCACUCUCAAGAUAGCAGGGAGUGUCGCGGAAGCCCAAACAUUCAGCCGGAUGUUGUUCAUCGAUCGAAAUCUUCCUCUUUCGGGACUCAAUAAUAUUAUGGGAAAAAGUCUUGUUAUCUAUGAUGAUUUUGGGCCAAAAGCCAGAGGGGAUCGUCUUGCGUGCUCAAAAAUUGGAAGUCAAUUUCGACGGAAGGCAGUUGCACGCGAUUGGUAUUCAAAUGGCGAACUAUUAUCUGUUGCUGGGAAAUUGGAAAUGAUACAACAAUCGGAGUACGAUGUUACUGGACUCAUAGUAGAGCUUAAGGGUUUAAGUGAGAAUAGCGGAUAUCAUGUUCACAUGACUCCCGUUGAGAGUGAUUUGGAAUUCCCAUGUGAGGAUUCAACGCUAUACGGACAUUGGAAUCCACGAGGUGUUGAUCCAAAACAAUCUCCAAAACCUGCCAAAGGAAGUACAGAUCAGUAUGAAAUGGGUGAUCUUAGUGGAAAAUUCGGUACCCUUGACGAUUUGUAUCAGAAGAGUAGCUUCUACAACGACACUUUGCUACCACUAUUUGGCUAUGAAAGUGUAAUUGGACGAUCAAUUGUAAUUCAUAAGAAAGAGAAAAAUCUUCGGUGGGCUUGCAGUACAAUUGAGAGAGGGUAUAGCCCAUCGGAAGCUCGUGAAAUUCGAGCUAUUGCUUCAUUCCAUCAUCCAGCAGGAUAUGCUUAUGGGUACAUUAGGCUAACGCAACUUAUCAGUACAGAUGGCAGUCAGAGUGAUUCAAUAAUCGAGACAAAUCUUCAGUAUCCUGGCAAAAAUGAUCGAAAUGUUUCCUACAACCACAACUGGCAGGUUUAUGUUAACCCCGUUGGAGUGGAUGCAGCAGUUCAGCAAGUUACAACGCGAUGUGUUGCUGGGGGAUAUGUUUGGAAUCCAUACUACACCCAACUUGCCGAUCCACUCAAUGCUGAGCUUUAUCGUCAGGAAUGCGGACCAAAUAAUCCCCUUCGGUGCUAUGUGGGAGACAUUUCUGCUCGACUUGGUCCCAUUGAUAUUGGAAAUCGUCGGCAGGUUUUCACAGAUCCCAAUCUACCGCUCGAAGGAACUGAAUCAGCCGUUGGGCGCUCUAUUGUUAUAUUUGGCGCCAAUUUCAGCCAAGAUCGCUUUGCAUGCGCCAACAUUGAACCAGAUCAUGACAUUGUGAAGUUCAUAAAUAUUCAGAAACCACCUAGAUUUGUCGUAGCGCAAUUCCUGGAGGAUGUGCGCCACGUAAUGGGUGUUCCCAAAUGGAUGUUGUCAAUUGAUUCACGAAAAACCAAAACCCUUCACAGUGGUGCCUGUGUGCAAAUGAUUAUCCACUUCAAGGGACCGGAAGCACAUAAAUUAGAGCAAGAUUUUUCGAGAUUGAUUGGUUCUGGGCGUCUCGAUGCACCGAGUAUUUAUAUUCCAGGAUUUGUUAAUACAAGACGGAAGAAGACCCUAUCGUACAAAGUCUGCGGUGUACGGGAUCCAAAUGAGAGAAAUGUGCGUCCUGGAAAAUUGGCAGAAAGCGGACAAGCUAGCCGGAGUGCUUCCACCAUCAUUUUACUAUUAAGUGCAAUUCUCACCUCAAUUUACAGUAUUAGUUAGAGUUGGAGUAGAUGGUUUGAUAUAUUGAUGUGAUAGAAUAAAGAAUUUAAGGUAAAAAUAAA